UUAAAAGUUUCUAAGUACAGUUUAUAUUAUUAUUUAUAUUAUUUAUAUUAUUAUUGUCUUCAAAUCUGUCUGCAGAAACUUAUAGAGAGACUGAGAUUCUCUACACUCCAGACCAAGAUAGAGGUUUUGUUUGAGCUCGGUUGCGUGGUUCUCUGAUGGCCUUUUCUCUCCCUUCAGGGGGCCUCUUGUUGGAGUUCUUAGUAAUGACUGAUUUAAGCCCCUGCCACCUCCCAAACAGAAACCUCCUCUUCACUCUCCUGGGGGCCAGGCUUCCCCGGUGCAAUGAGGGUCCAGCUCAUUCUUUCACCUUCCACCUAGGCUCCUUACUUCUUUCCCCAGCAACAGCUGCAUGAACUCAGAGAAUGUCUCUGAUUGGCUGAAUAUAGCAGGGGUCUUCCCCACCCGAGAAUUUGUUUCCUUCCUCUUUCUGUUUACCUCCUCCACGGGCCCCACACCGAGAAUUACUUAGUUAAAGGACCAGGGCAAUGGUCCUCAGUGGGGGGCUAGUCCUGAGACUCUACACCUUGAUGAGCCUCCUGAGCCCCCAGGAAACUGGGGCCAUCAAGGAUUCAGCUGAUCACAUGGGCUCCUAUGGACCAGCCUUCUACCAGUCUUAUGGUGCCUCGGGUCAGUUUGCUUAUGAAUUUGAUGGGGAACAGCUGUUCUCUGUGGAGCUGAAGAAGAAGGAGGCCGUGUGGCGUUUGCCUGAGUUUGGCAACUUGGCCCACUUUGACCCACAGAAUGGGCUGGCCAGCAUCGCGGUGAUCAAAGCCCAUCUGGAUGUCUUGGUGGAACGCUCCAACCGCACCAGAGCCACCAACGUGCCUCCGAGAGUGACGGUACUCCCCAGGUUCCGAGUGGAGCUGGGGCAGCCCAACGUCCUCAUCUGCAUGGUGGACAACAUCUUCCCUCCUGUGAUCAAUAUCACCUGGCUGCGCAACGGUCAAAUAAUCAGCGAGGGGGUGGCCCAGACCAGCUUCUAUUCCCAGCCCGACCAUCUGUUCCGCAAGUUCUGCUAUCUGACCUUCGUGCCCUCUGCAGAAGACAUGUAUGACUGCAAGGUGGAGCACUGGGGCCUGGAUGAACCACUUCUCAAACACUGGGAGCCCCAGGUGCCUAUCCCAGUGCCAGACACCACUGAGACUCUGAUCUGCGCCCUCGGCCUGGCUCUUGGCCUGUUGGGCUUCCUUGUGGGCACCUUCCUCAUCAUCAGAGGCACGUGCUUGUCCAGAGCCCACAGGUAAUGAACCUUCCGAGAACGAAAGAUUGUGGGAGAUGCUCUAUGGAUUCCUUGCAAGUUUCUGACAGCCCUUGCAUACUCAGUGCUUCUGCCUACUAAGUAUAUCCCUACGGUGCUGACUUUGGAUAGGAUCAAACCCUGUGCCAUGGGUCUCCUCUCUUAGACCAGGAUUUGUGGGGCAGCUCCCCUUCCCACCCUCAGUGCACACGCGCACACACACAAACACACUCUUUUCUUGCUCUACCCAAAGUUCUGGCUAGCAACAGUAAAUUUUUUAUUGGUGUUCGCACUGUAUCCUUCCUUCCAGGUCUUGGCCAAUUCUCCCAGGGUGUGAGGGGUGCCAGGAACCUAGAAGGGGGAGUUUCAGGUGAUGACCAUCAAACAGUAUUAUUUCAUAUUGGGGAUUGGCAGCCAUCCUCAGGCCAGUUCAGCCAUGUCUUUGCUCCACUUGAAUAAUUCAUUGUGUGUUAGUUGUGAACAGGCCAUUUCACAAAGACUUCAUGAAAUUUACCUUCUGAAUUUAGAUUUACCCCCAAAAGAGUUUUCAGGAGAGGAAAGUUUCACAAACAUUGUACUUUUGUCUAUGUUAACGCCAUAAUGAAGAGGCCAUAGGUAAACGGUCAUGAUCUACGAUGUCAUCUCCUUUUUCUGUAACCCCUAGCGUCCAGGCAUGACAAAGAGAGGUCCAAAGCUUGGAUACUAUGGUUACUUCCUUAACCUGGGGUCAAUCAUAGCAGUGGAAGACUUGGUCACAUGUUUAGAAAGAGUUCAGGUGGAUAUCUCUUAGCAGUUUUCAAAAAUGAAAUGUACAUGAAAAUCACUGGGAAGCCUUUUAAAAAGUGUAGGCUUCACCCAGAUCUACCGAAUUAGAAUCUUGGGGUUUGGGGAGAGUGGUAGCAGUGUGGAAUUUUUAACAGGCUCUAGAUGAUGCUGAUGCAGCCACCCUGGACUUAGACUGUGGUCUGAUAACUGGGACACACUGACAUACCCUGAUGCUAUUGGAAGAGGGGGAAUCCCUAAGGUCAGAUUAGUCCAGGAAAACUUUUUGAAGAACUGGUCUUUUCAGGCAUAGAGGAAGAUACACGUAAGCAGGGACAAGAUGGGGUUUGGUAUUGUGAGCAUUUGGUCCUAGAGAAGAAAGAAAGCAAGAGAUCAUGAAGACACUGGAUUUCCCAAAAGAGAGUAAGUUCAAAGAAUGGCCAGAAGAAGACCCUGAUAGAAGUGGGGGAGUAUCAUCCUACUCAAGGCUUUUGUUUGCCAGUAACAAAACCCUCUUAAAACGAUCACAGAUAUAAGAAGAGGGUAUUUACAAUAAAGACACAGGAGUGGUGUCCUGAACCCAGGGAUGGGCUUUAGCCAGGCUUUGCAGGGAACAGAAUUCAGAACUGAAAAGCCAGCAGAAUCUAGAGCAGCUUUCCUUGCUCUGUCUCUCGGCUACAUGGCCUGUGUUGUCCCUCUGCAUGUUAGCUGCAUUAGCCAUAUUAUUCUGGCUCUGAGGACAAUCCUUUUCAGCAACAUAUCCACCUGCAGCUGUUAAGUUUGUACAUUAUCUCAGCUCUACCCACCCAUCAACACUAUCUCCCAGCCACAAUUUUAAAUUCUUGGAAAAACAAAUGAAUUCCCAAACUUGGGGCGGUGUCCAUCCCAGUCCGAUAUACCAUGACCAGAGGCACAAGAUCCAUAGUACAAACUCCUCUGAGGAGAGGGGUUAGAUCAUGCUCAGAGAAAAAAGAAUGGGUUGGUUCUCAGAAGAUACCUAAAGAUAUGUUUGUCCUCAACAUGCCCCGAUCUCUGCUGAUCUUUUGCUUAAAAGUUAACUUGAUCAUCCUUGGAAAAGAUGCUUCUCUGAUCUCUGUCCUGUGUUUAAUAAGGUCAUUAAAAGUGUUUCCUUUGAUCAGAA
This is a messenger RNA of Mustela erminea (ermine), 3140 nucleotides long. Its product is annotated as HLA class II histocompatibility antigen, DO alpha chain. Gene Ontology annotation, biological process: positive regulation of T cell activation; immunoglobulin production involved in immunoglobulin-mediated immune response; immune response. The transcript is spliced from 5 exons. Bases 486 to 1244 code for a protein of 252 amino acids. Gene Ontology annotation, cellular component: membrane; MHC class II protein complex. The record is from RefSeq and is a predicted model, not a curated record. Gene Ontology annotation, molecular function: MHC class II protein complex binding. NCBI's taxonomy places the organism in Eukaryota, Metazoa, Chordata, Mammalia, Carnivora, Mustelidae.